CAUUGAAAGUUCUUAUUGAAAACGUCAACAAGUGCUUUAUUUUUAUGUAAUUGUAAAAAUUUACUUAAAAUAAUAUGGCUCUUGCAAAGGUCUAUGACGCGGCAACCGUGUUCAAGCACCUAAAUGGUAUCAUAAAUGUGUACAAGCCCGCCGGCAUGAAGUUAAAGCACGUACGCAACGCUAUAAUUGGCAAUAUUGCCAAAGGGCUAAACGAAAUGGAAUUAAGAGAGCCACGUAAGUUGGCAAGGGAUACUCCACUGUUGGGCACAGGAACUGCUGCCGACAGUGUACUGCACAACAUUGCUUCGAAUACAGAUUUAUCAGAUCAUAUUCUGUCUGCUGGACCCCGAUAUAUGCCGCGGGAUAUUCGUUGUGCAACAGUAGCAACGCUUGGGGACCACACAAGUGGUGUUUUAUUAUUUGGCAUAAAUGACGGACUGAAACAGUCCAUUCACAUACAGCGUAAUCGUCCCAUCCGUGUAUACCAUGUGACAGCUCGUAUGGGAACUGCCACAGAAAACCACAUGCCUGACUCACGUGUCACAGUGCGCGCUAACCAUCGCCAUGUUAGCGCGGAUCGCAUCAGUGGCCUGGCGGCGUCCUUGCAAGCGUCGCACCAACGCAAAAUGUAUGAACUGUGCGGCGUUGAUUUGCAGACGCAGGCUGCGUACGAAUUGGCUUGUAAAGGUCUCAUCCGGCCAGCUGAUAACAGUCAACCAGUGCUAUAUGGAAUAAAACUGAUACAUUUCGAGAGGCCGAACUUUACCCUUGAGUUGCAUGCGAUUAAUGAAAGCGAGCAAUUUAUUGCUGCUCUUGUCCAUGACAUGGCUAUAGAACUGAGAACAGUGGCUCACUGCUCACAACUGCGAUGUGUUCGUCACGCACACUUUGAUGUGACCGAUAGCUUGCCGCGGCAUGGCUGGCAUCUGCCUGGCAUUGUCAAAAAUCUCAGACGACAGCGAGAGAUUCUCGAAGCGAAUCCGCAGUUGUUGGAGCAGGAGCGUAUCGAACUGCAUGCAGCCUCGUCAUAAUAUAAAAAUAAGUUAAACAGCCGUUUGUGUUUGGCUGUGGCUAUUGGCCAACAUCAGUUUGUCCAGCUCGAAUAGAUCCAGCUGCAGCCUGUCGUUCAGCUUUUUGCCAGCCACAGAGUCCUGCACCUUUUCCAACACCUCUUCCGCUUGCUGCAGAUGUGACUGAGCCAAUUCCAGUUGAAAUUUCGCUUCAGCAGGCAAUCUACGUGCUUUUUCCUCUAGUGUGUGGGCAAUCUCUAUCAAAAUGACGCUGACGUAAAUGGCCAACUUGAUGCUAUGUGGGUCUAGUCGAUGACACACAUUGCGCAAUUCCUCACAGAGCCUAAACUUACGACCGAGUUGAAGAUCGGUAAGCGUAGCCAAUUCCAAGCCCGGUUCAUGCCCAUAUAGCUGUAUGAGUGUAUGCUUCAAAUUGAACAUGUGAAAGUGAUUGGGAUGCAGCAAUUGCGAGAGACGCGCCAACAGCAAUUCCACUUCACUAGCUGUAGGACUGCCGGCUAGCAAUCUCUCCACCUCCUCUGUCAUGUGGGUCUGCACCUCAGUCACAUAGGCGGCAUCUACCAGCAUGGGGCAAGUGUCGCACUUCCAUUGCGUCUGCUCGUUGAGAGGCUCGACCGGCAAUUGAAGACCGUCACACGUCUUGGACACAUCACCCAGGCAGCGCAUAGCGCUUACAUAACUGCCGUAUUCGGUGGGAUCCUCACAGCGCGGACAACGACAGCUGAAGUGCUUAGUCAUGCGCAGAUGAUGCUGCCGCAUCUGCGUGCCCCACAAUAUGUUUGUGUAUGUGAUCUUCAAGUGGUCGCCCUUCUUAAUAUCACAUCCAGCGCGCACCGCAAUGCGCUGCGUGGUUGCAUCGAACUGAAAGUAACAAUUAGGCUGACAAGCGUGUUCCAUCAUACAAGCUUGCCGGAACAGACCGCUCAGCUCCACUCCGGUGGCCAGCUCAAUGACCAUGUAGUUCGUCUCAAUUAUGCCACACAGACGAUGCAACAGCUCAGGCUCAUAGUUGCUGAGCACAUUCUGCUUGUUCGUGUUCGAUUUCAGACGGCGUAGAAAUCGCUGUUGCAAGUAGCUUACAAUGCGCUGCUCCGCCUCCAAUUGUAACUCCGUGCCAAGACGCUCCUCUUCAUGUGAUUGCAUCUCCAGCAAUGCCAUCCAGCGCUCCGGCUGGGAGCGCUGCAACAACAGACACUUUAACACCAGUAGUGCAUCAUGGCGAAAGUAAUCGUGCUGUCCCCGCGCAUCCGCUUUGGCUCCAGGUGCAUUGCCAAGACUGAGAAUGCUGCACUCCAGACUCUCGUGUGCACAACCAACACUGCACACUGGCCAAUGGCAGCUACAAGUAGAGUAAGAUAGACAUUAUUUAUUGAUUUAUUUUACAUAUUUUAUAGUUUUCGAACUGUACAUUUCUCUUAGAGAAUCCGUUAACAAGCGCUAUUUGAAGCAUUAUUCAAAUUUAAAUUAUGUCACUACAUUUAUAUAUUUUAAUGUCCUAUUACAGGGACUAAUGUGAUAAGAACAACAAAAAUUGAUCCAGUUUAUGCUUGCUUAAAUUAUUCCUCUUAAUUUCCUUAAAUCAUCCAUACUGAUCAAAGGUUUUUUCUAGCUCUUAAUUUUUGUUUUGCCCAUUGUUGCAUUCUUACUUGCGACACUGAUGUUUGCCCAGGCGACAGGGCGUGAAGCAACCGACACAUGGCACAAUUGUGGCUGACUUUUCGCCUUCGGUCAGAAACCAUUUAGGUCCCACAACUAGUGGC
This is a messenger RNA of Drosophila sulfurigaster albostrigata, 2791 nucleotides long. Its product is annotated as pseudouridylate synthase TRUB2, mitochondrial. The coding region runs from base 75 to 1031 and encodes 318 amino acids. Gene Ontology annotation, molecular function: RNA binding; pseudouridine synthase activity. Lineage: Eukaryota; Metazoa; Arthropoda; Insecta; Diptera; Drosophilidae. The record is from RefSeq and is a predicted model, not a curated record. The transcript has 4 exons. Gene Ontology annotation, biological process: RNA processing; pseudouridine synthesis.